Larimichthys crocea (large yellow croaker) is the source of this 3252-nucleotide messenger RNA. RefSeq names its product lon peptidase 2, peroxisomal (gene lonp2). The record is from RefSeq and is a predicted model, not a curated record. Gene Ontology annotation, biological process: protein quality control for misfolded or incompletely synthesized proteins; protein catabolic process. Lineage: Eukaryota; Metazoa; Chordata; Actinopteri; Sciaenidae. The coding region runs from base 205 to 2739 and encodes 844 amino acids. The transcript is spliced from 17 exons. Gene Ontology annotation, molecular function: ATP binding; serine-type endopeptidase activity; ATP hydrolysis activity.
AUAACAUUAAACACGUUUGUAUUUGAGGAACAUUAUUGUUUUAAACACUUUAUUUUCGCUCACAAGAGGCUAAACACGCGUUCGGGACUUUUAUUUUGAAAAGCGCACACCGGAAGCCUUCCUUGCCCGUGUGUUUGUUUUGCAGGUUUGUGUCUUUUUUUUCCAAACUCUGACCUUGGCUGUUUGGAAAACAACAACGGAACCAUGAGCUCGGACGCUGGGAUCCAGAUACCGAGCCGUCUGCCGCUGCUGCUGACCCACGAAGGCGUGCUCCUGCCGGGCUCCACCGUCAGGCUCAGCGUGGACUCCCCGCGGAACAUGCACCUGGUCAGCCAGCGGCUGCUGCGGGGCACCUCGCUGAAAAGCACAAUCAUAGGAGUGAUCCCCAACACCAGAGACCCCGAGCACGACACCGACGACCUGCCCACGUUGCACAAGAUUGGUACAGCAGGGAUAGCGGUGCAGGUGGUGGGCAGUAACUGGCCGAAGCCCCACUACACCCUCCUCAUCACCGGGUUGUGCCGCUUUCGCGUGUCAAGUCUGCUAAAGGAGCGACCAUUCGUCCUCGCAGAGGUGGAGCAGCUGGAUAAACUGGAUCAGUACACAACCUCGGCGACAGAAGGUGCUACAGCAGGAGACGGAGAGCUGGGGGAGCUGAGCCAGAAUUUCUACCAGGCUGCCGUACAGUUGUUAGGUAUGUUGGACACGUCCGUACCGGUGGUGGCUAAGUUCAGGCGUCUGUUGGACAGUCUGCCCAGGGAAACUCUACCCGAUGUGGUGGCCUCCAUGAUCCGCACUUCAAACAAGGAGAAACUACAGGUCCUGGAUGCGGUGAGCUUGGAGGAGCGAUUCAAGAAGGCUCUGCCGAUGUUGACCAGACAGAUAGACGGACUGAAACUGCUGCAGAAGACCAGGAAAAUCAGUCCCGACAACGAGAAGAGGGUGCUGUCGGUGCGUAAAGGUGGAGUGUUCCCCGGCCGGCAGUUCAAUCUGGAAGGCGAAGAUGAAGACGAGGAUGAGGAUGACACCGCGGCAUUGGAGAAGAAGAUCCACAGGGCCAACAUGCCCGAAACUGCACUCAGAGUUUGCCUGAAAGAGCUCAAGAGAUUGAAGAAAAUGCCUCAGUCCAUGCCAGAGUUCGCCCUGACCAGAAACUACUUGGAUCUGAUGGUCGAGUUACCGUGGAGCAAGAGCACCAAAGACUGCCUGGACAUCCGAGCGGCUCGCACGCUAUUGGACAACGAUCACUACGCCUUGGACAAGCUGAAGAGACGCGUGCUGGAGUACCUGGCUGUUAGACAGCUGAAGACUUCACUGAAGGGCCCCAUCCUCUGCUUUGUGGGGCCCCCUGGCGUGGGCAAGACCAGCGUGGGACGCUCUAUAGCCCGGACUCUCGGCAGAGAGUUUCACCGCAUCGCUCUGGGCGGCGUGUGUGACCAGUCCGACAUCAGAGGACACAGGCGUACAUACGUAGGGAGCAUGCCCGGCCGCAUCAUCAACGGUCUGAAGACGGUCGGCGUCAAUAAUCCCGUGUUCCUCCUGGACGAGGUGGACAAACUGGGCAAGAGCCUGCAAGGAGACCCUGCAGCUGCACUGCUGGAGGUCCUGGACCCAGAGCAGAACCACAGCUUCACAGACCAUUACCUCAACGUGGCCUUCGACCUGUCCCAAGUGCUUUUUAUCGCCACCGCAAACACCACCGCGACCAUCCCGCCCGCCCUGCUGGACAGGAUGGAGGUGCUGCAGAUACCAGGCUACACGCAGGAGGAGAGGGUGGAAAUAGCUCACCGUCACCUGAUCCCGAAUCAACUGGAGCAGCAUGGAUUGACACCUCAGCAGCUGCACAUACCCCAGGACACCACGCAGAAUAUAAUCAGCAGGUACACCCGUGAGGCAGGCGUGCGCUCCCUCGAGAGGAAGAUCGGCGCGAUCUGCCGCGCUGUGGCUGUGAAGGUCGCCGAAGGUCACAGAGUCACCAAGACGGAAGCUGUGACCACGGAGAGUCCAACACAGCAGGGAGACAAGGCGGCGCCUCCGGAGAUGCCCAUAGUGAUCGACCACAUCGCCCUGAAAGACAUCCUGGGCCCUCCGCUGUUUGAAAUGGAGGUGUCAGAGCGGCUCACCCUGCCAGGUGUGGCUCUCGGCCUGGCCUGGACCCCCCUCGGCGGGGAGAUAAUGUUCGUGGAGGCCAGUCGGAUGGAGGGAGACGGUCAGCUCACCCUGACCGGUCAGCUGGGAGACGUCAUGAAAGAAUCCGCCCAUCUGGCUAUCAGCUGGCUCAGGACGAACGCGAAAACCUACCAGCUCACCAACAUGGUCGGAGGUCCAGAUCCGCUAGAAGGGACGGACAUCCACCUCCACUUCCCAGCCGGAGCUGUCACCAAGGAUGGGCCCUCUGCAGGCGUUACCAUAGUAACCUGCCUAGCCUCGCUGUUUAGCGGCCGCUUGGUCAGAUCAGACGUUGCCAUGACGGGAGAGAUCACACUAAGGGGGCUGGUGCUGCCGGUGGGCGGGAUCAAGGACAAGGUCCUGGCGGCGCACAGGGCGGGAGUGAAGCGCGUCAUCCUCCCCAAACGCAACGAGAAGGACCUCGAGGAGCUUCCGGCGAACGUCCGAGCCGACCUGGACUUCAUCACCGCCGUGAACCUGGACGAGGUGCUGAACACCGCCUUCGACGGAGGUUUUCCGGGGGCGUCCGGCAGCACCCACACACACCCUCAGCUCACCAGCAAACUGUAACACACAGAUGAACGUAGACGCGACGAGUUUUUCCGAUAUUCAGCUGCAGGAAGUUCAUGAUCUCUAACCCUGUUUUAAGGUUCAGAAGGCCGGCAAUGUUUACGCUUUCCUAGUCGGGCUGCUGUUUUCUUGGAUAUUUACAUCAUAAUAAUUCGAGCUAAUGCUCUAAGUCAGGUGGAUACGAGCCUAUUAAUGUAAUUGGUGAGCACUUAUUCAUAUAUUAUUUAAUUUCCAAUCAGUUUCUCGUGACAAAAAGCAACAUCGGGAUCAUACUGAAUCAUCUCGUCAUCAUAUCCCCAGACUUAUUUCCAGCGCACACAUGCACUUAAAGACGAUGUUGAAUGAAAUGAAGAUUAACGCUGAACUCGUACUAACGCAGGAGUCAGGCAGAAGUAUUAUUAAUAUGAAGGAGGAGGGAGUGUAGAGAAGUGUAGCACAGCUCUGAUUUCACCCUUAACCAAGAUGCACCUGUGUCUGAUUGAACAACUGUAAUUAAAGAUGCUUGAAAUCAGA